Trichogramma pretiosum is the source of this 1515-nucleotide messenger RNA. RefSeq names its product probable cytochrome P450 6a13. Bases 1 to 1515 code for a protein of 504 amino acids. The record is from RefSeq and is a predicted model, not a curated record. NCBI's taxonomy places the organism in Eukaryota, Metazoa, Arthropoda, Insecta, Hymenoptera, Trichogrammatidae. The transcript has 4 exons. Gene Ontology annotation, molecular function: monooxygenase activity; iron ion binding; heme binding.
AUGAGCUGGGGUAGCUUCGAGCUGCUGAUUGGGGUGUGCUUACUGUUGUUGGCGAUCUAUCACUACUACGUGGCGAAUUACAACUUCUGGAGCAGUCAAAAAGUCCCAGGACCGAAGCCUCUACCUUUCUUUGGAAAUGUCAAAGACGUGAUAUUGGGCAAAAUGUCGCUGGGCGACUACCUGACCAAAAUUUACAACGAUUACGUGGACGAGCCGAUAAUCGGCAUCUACGAUCGUCGCAAGCCCAUCUGCGUGGUCAAGGACCCGGAACUCAUCAAGGACGUGCUGAUCAAGGACUUCGCGGCGUUCGCCGAUCGCGGACUGUCCCGCAACUACAAAGUCGAGCCGCUCCUUAAGACGCUGUUCUUCCUUGAGCCCAACGGCUGGCGUCCGCUCCGUUCGAAUCUGUCACCGACCUUCACCUCGGGCAAGCUCAAGGACAUGUUCUAUCUGCUGAUCGAGUGCGCCGAUCACCUCGAGCAGUACCUGGCCAAGUGCGUGGAGCGCGACCCGGUGAUCGAGUGCUGCGAGCUCACGGCCAAGUUCACCACCGACGUGAUCGGCUCGUGCGCCUUCGGCCUCAAGAUGAACGCCCUCACGGAGGAGGAGAGCCAGUUUCGUGCCAUCGGCCGGAAAGUCUUCCGGACCAACGGUAUGAAGUUCGUCAAGUCGCGUAUCAAGGAGUACCUGCCCUUUAUGCUGAACUGGUUUCCCGCUUUCUUUUACGAUCACGAGGUCAACGAUUUCUUCAUCAACACCAUGCGCCAGACCAUGGAGUAUCGCAAGAAAAAUAAAGUGAGGCGAGCGGAUUUCGUUGACCUGUUGAUGGAGCUCAGGGAAAAUCCACAAAAAGUCGGUGAUAUCGAAUUGGACGAUGUGUUGAUAACUUCUCAAGCGUUCCUCUUCUUCGUCGCUGGAUUUGAGACUUCCUCGUCGACCAUUAGCAACGCCCUCUAUGAAUUGGCACAGCACCAGCCCAUACAGGACAAGCUCAGACGAGAAAUACACGAGGAGUUGAAAAGAUGCGAUGGGCAGAUCAAAUACGACAGCAUAAAAAACAUGAGCUACAUGGACAAAGUAUUCAAUGAAACUUUGAGAAAGUACCCACCACUUACCUCGCUAAUGAGGCGGUCUACGAAGCCGUACACUUUUUACGGCACCAAAGUGACGUUACCAGCCCAUACGAGGCUCUUGAUUCCAGUUUUCGCUAUUCACCGCGAUCCGCAAAUUUAUCCCGAACCAGAAAUCUUCGAUCCCGAGAGAUUUAGCAAGGAAAACAAGAAUACGAGACAUUCAUCUCACUACUUGCCGUUCGGCGAUGGGCCGAGAAAUUGUAUUGCAAUGCGAUUCGCCAUCAUACAAUCCAAAGUGGGCCUCGUGAAAAUUCUCAACAAUUAUCGAGUCGAAGUCUGCGACAAAACUCUCAUUCCAUACAGGAAAAAUCCAAGAGCAUUCUUGUUGGCACCCCUCGGAGGCAUACACUUGAAGUUUACCAGAAUUGAGAGUGACUCGUAA